GGCGCGGGGGGGCCCGCUGCUUCACACUUUCCACACCGCACUGAAGAGGGAGAGCGAGCGAGCGAGCGAGCGCCUGGAGACGCGCGGAUCCCCCCGAACCGAAGCUGAGGCCACGGACCGCGCUCGAACAUGGACGAAGGAAUUCCGCAUUUGCAAGAGCGACAGUUACUGGAACAUAGAGAUUUUAUAGGACUGGACUAUUCCUCUUUGUAUAUGUGCAAGCCCAAAAGGGGCAUGAAACGAGAUGACACCAAGGAUACCUACAAAUUACCGCACAGAUUAAUAGAAAAGAAAAGAAGAGACCGAAUUAAUGAAUGCAUCGCUCAGCUGAAAGAUUUACUGCCUGAACAUCUGAAAUUGACAACCCUGGGGCAUCUGGAGAAAGCCGUCGUCUUGGAAUUAACUUUGAAACACUUGAAAGCCUUAACCGCCUUAACGGAGCAGCAGCAUCAGAAGAUCCUCGCUUUGCAGAAUGGGGAGCGGUCUCUGAAGUCGCCCAUUCAGGCCGACCUGGACGCGUUCCACUCGGGAUUUCAAACCUGCGCCAAAGAAGUCUUGCAAUACCUCUCCCGCUUCGAGAGCUGGACCCCCAGGGAGCCGCGCUGCGUCCAGCUCCUCAACCACUUGCACGCCGUGGCCACCCAGUUCCUGCCCACCCCGCCGGCCUUGACUCAACAGGUCCCGCUGGGCAAAGGCGCCGGCGCGGCCGCGGCCGCCGGCCCCGCGGGCCCCAAGCUGGAGCCGCCGGCGCACUGCGUGCCGGUCAUCCAGCGGACUCAGCCCAGCGCCGAGCUCGCCGCCGAGAACGACACGGACACCGACAGCGGCUACGGCGGCGAGGCCGAGGCCCGGCCGGAGCGUGAGGCGGGCGCCGGCCGCGUCGCCAUCAAGCAGGAGCCGCCGGGGGAGGACUCGCCGGCGCCCAAGAGGCUGAAGCUGGAUGCCCGCGGCGGCCCGGGAGGCGGCGGCGGCGGCCCGGGGGGCGGCGCGGCGGCGGCGGCGGCCGCGCUCCUGGGCCCCGACCCGGCCGCGGCCGCGCUGCUCAGACCGGACGCCGCCCUGCUCAGCUCGCUCGUGGCGUUCGGCGGAGGCGGGGGAGCGCCGUUCGCGCCGCCCGCGGCCGCCGCGGCCCCCUUCUGCCUGCCCUUCUACUUCCUCUCGCCCUCGGCCGCCGCCGCCUACGUGCAGCCCUUCCUGGACAAGAGCGGCCUGGAGAAGUAUCUGUACCCGGCGGCCGCCGCCCCGUUCCCGCUGCUGUACCCCGGCAUCCCCGCCCCGGCCGCCGCCGCCGCCGCCGCCGCGGCCGCUGCGGCCGCCGCCGCCUUCCCCUGCCUGUCCUCGGUGCUGUCGCCGCCGCCGGAGAAGGCCGCCGCGGCCGCCGCGACCCUCCUGCCGCACGAGGUGGCGGCCCCCGGGCCGCUGCACCUGCCGGCGGCCGGGAACCCGGGCGGCGGCGCUCAGGACGGGCCCUCGCCGGCCGGCGCGGACGGCCCCUGA
Lepus europaeus (European hare) is the source of this 1497-nucleotide messenger RNA. It is a transcript of the gene BHLHE41, whose product is annotated as basic helix-loop-helix family member e41. The record is from RefSeq and is a predicted model, not a curated record. Gene Ontology annotation, cellular component: nucleus. Gene Ontology annotation, molecular function: RNA polymerase II cis-regulatory region sequence-specific DNA binding; protein dimerization activity; DNA-binding transcription factor activity, RNA polymerase II-specific. Gene Ontology annotation, biological process: anterior/posterior pattern specification; circadian regulation of gene expression; regulation of neurogenesis. Bases 130 to 1497 code for a protein of 455 amino acids. The transcript is spliced from 5 exons. Lineage: Eukaryota; Metazoa; Chordata; Mammalia; Lagomorpha; Leporidae.